AUGCCGCAACGAAAACAAAUAUUCCUCCUCGACCUCCCCAACGAGCUCCUUUAUGAGAUCGCCCACUAUGUUAAAAACCCAAAGGAUCUCCUGAUGACCUGUCAUCGCUUCUAUAGCAUCGUUUACCCGCACUUUCCCGAAUCAUUCUCCGCAAAUUGCACAUCCCCUACGUUAAUGCUUCAUUACGCCAUCACUGCCCGCGUUAACGAAACUACCUUCCGCCGCUUGUUUACCCAUAUUACUGAGCCUCUUACCUUUUACGACCCCCCCGACCACCCUGACAAGAUAUUAGCCACUGUAGAUAACAUCGAUGAAAUUACAGCCCGUGUUAUGGCGAGACCUACGACGAUAAGACUAGAACGACGCAUUCUGCCCUCGUACCGCGAGCACCACGUCGGUACUGCACUCAUGCAUGCUAUAUAUACCAAAAAUGUGAAGAUGGUUAAACAUUUUACCGAGGUCUUGAAUCCUGCGGCGAUGUUCCGUUCCCGAAACUUAGACGUUCCAUUUGAUACCGCCGUGUCUAGAUUCGAAACCGACAAAACCGAUACCGACAACAUCGCGAUCUUGAAGAUAUUAUUCAAGACUGUCCAUAUAAAGUACUACGUAAGUUGCCGGGGACACUUCUGUACACCGCUGUUUUGGGCGGCGCUGCACAAUUUCGAGGAUGAAGUGGGAGCAUUGGCGUCGAGGAAGGCCUCGUUCAAUGACACUGAAUUAUAUGGGGGGCUCACGCCCUUAACGAUGGCAAUUUCGGCAAACAACGAUAAGAUGGCAAAGCUUUUGAUUAAGCUCAAUCCUAAGUCUUUUUUGGAACAGACACAAUGCGCGGUGGCAGUGGCAAGGAAAAAUGGCAACGGGAGUCUGGCUAGAUAUAUGAUAGCUGAGUCGCUUCGCCUGGCUGGUGUUGACAGGGUGUAUGGGUGGAGUGCACUUCAUAUGGCAGUAAAAGACAAGAACGAGGGGCUGGUGGGAGAGCUAUUGGGGAAAGGUGUGGACGUUGAUGCGCAGGACAACAACGGUAGAACUCCACUUCAUCUGGCAGUAAAUGAUGAGGAGGUAUCCAAUGCCAUAGUGAUACUUCUGAUCAAGAACGGCGCCAAAGUCUCCGCGAAGGAUUAUCGUGGCAAAACACCCCUUCAUCUUGCGACACGCCAAUUUUCUCUCUCGGUUGUGAGGACUUUACUACAUGCUGGGGCAGAUGUCAAUGCGAAGGAUAGACAUGGGAAUGGGCCUUUGGAAAUUGCGCAAAAACUGAUGUAUAUGGAUCCGGAGCAUUAUCAGGACAUUUCCUCGAUAUUGAUUUAUGGUGGUGCUAUUCCAAGCAGAGAUGGACAUUAUGUGUCUUUUUUCAAUCGGGGUUAUUCCAUGAUCCAGGAACAGGCGGUUGGAAGCCCCAGGACGGCAAUAGAUUACAUGUAG
Molecule: messenger RNA, 1422 nt
Organism: Morchella sextelata
Lineage: Eukaryota; Fungi; Ascomycota; Pezizomycetes; Pezizales; Morchellaceae
Exons: 1
Coding region: 1-1422 (473 amino acids)
Molecular function (GO): protein binding
Source: RefSeq, a predicted model, not a curated record